GAAAAAAGUUUAUUGAAUAAACCCUCAACUUGUAACCGCCGUUUCUUCAUCUUGUUCAGCCUAUAUUCUAGUUUCCAUUUCUCUGUGGAUUCGAACUCCUUUCUGUUGCACAAUUCUCUGUUUUUUUCGUGGUGUGUUAGUUAUGGCGGAGAAGAAACGGCUGAUAGCGUUAGGGUUUGAAGGAUCCGCUAACAAGAUUGCGGUAGGCGCUGUGACGCUGGACGGUUGCAUUUUGUCGAAUCCUCGUCAUACUUACAUCACUCCGCCAGGGCAUGGCUUUCUCCCCCGCGAAACCGCCCAACACCAUCUCCACCAUGUGCUUCCGCUCCUCAAAUCGGCCCUCACUGAGGCCAACAUUACACCACAGGAUAUUGACUGCCUUUGCUACACGAAAGGCCCCGGGAUGGGAGCCCCUCUUCAAAUAUCAGCUAUAGUCAUUCGCAUAUUAUCACAACUUUGGAAGAAACCAAUAGUUGGGGUUAAUCACUGUGUAGCACAUAUUGAGAUGGGGAGGAUAGUGACCGGGGCAGAUGAUCCAGUUGUGCUGUAUGUGAGUGGGGGAAAUACUCAGGUCAUUGCCUAUAGCGAGGGCAGGUAUCGUAUCUUUGGCGAGACAAUAGACAUUGCAGUUGGAAAUUGCUUAGACAGAUUUGCUAGGGUUCUUAAUCUGUCUAAUGACCCUAGUCCCGGCUACAACAUUGAGCAGCUUGCUAAAAAAGGAGAUAAGUUUAUAGAGCUUCCUUAUGUUGUGAAAGGAAUGGACGUUUCCUUUAGUGGGAUAUUGAGCUAUAUUGAAGCCACAGCAGAAGAGAAACUUAAAAACGAUGAGUGCACACCUGCAGACUUGUGUUAUUCCUUGCAGGAAACUUUGUUUGCAAUGCUUGUGGAGAUCACGGAGCGGGCAAUGGCACAUUGUGACAAGAAGGACGUGCUAAUUGUUGGUGGUGUGGGAUGCAAUGAACGGUUACAGGAAAUGAUGCGUGUUAUGUGUAGUGAAAGGGGAGGGAAGUUAUUUGCAACUGAUGACCGAUACUGCAUUGACAACGGGGCAAUGAUUGCCUACACUGGGCUCCUUGCAUAUGCUCAAGGCCAGACGACUCCGUUAGAAGAAUCUACGUUUACCCAGCGAUUCAGAACGGAUGAAGUAUUGGCAGUUUGGAGAGGGAAGGAAGAUUUUAAAUCAAAUGGCAACUGACAAGGCCAAUCCACUGUAUCAUUUUCCAUCAGGAUUUCGUAUUUGUUGUGUAUUAGGAUGUUGGAUUAGGAAUUACUCGAUCAUGUACUGAUUUAUACAGAAGAUGUGAUUCUUUCUCUUCCAUUUUUUCUUCUAUUGAUCAUAUGUACUGAUUUAUACAGAAGAUGAAAUUCUCUUUUUUCUCUUUUUAA
Salvia splendens (bonfire salvia) is the source of this 1386-nucleotide messenger RNA. RefSeq names its product probable tRNA N6-adenosine threonylcarbamoyltransferase. Gene Ontology annotation, cellular component: EKC/KEOPS complex; cytoplasm. NCBI's taxonomy places the organism in Eukaryota, Viridiplantae, Streptophyta, Magnoliopsida, Lamiales, Lamiaceae. Gene Ontology annotation, biological process: tRNA threonylcarbamoyladenosine modification. The transcript is spliced from 5 exons. The coding region runs from base 143 to 1195 and encodes 350 amino acids. The record is from RefSeq and is a predicted model, not a curated record.